Molecule: messenger RNA, 1345 nt
Organism: Otolemur garnettii (small-eared galago)
Lineage: Eukaryota; Metazoa; Chordata; Mammalia; Primates; Galagidae
Gene: SFXN3
Product: sideroflexin 3
Exons: 10
Coding region: 4-1068 (354 amino acids)
Biological process (GO): serine import into mitochondrion; monoatomic ion transport
Cellular component (GO): mitochondrial inner membrane
Molecular function (GO): monoatomic ion transmembrane transporter activity
Source: RefSeq, a predicted model, not a curated record
GAUAUGUUCAGGGACCAGGGCAGGGCCACCAAGUUUUCCUUAGGUGGAGCCCUUGGAUCCCCUCCUUAUAGCCCACUGACCCUCAUUCCUGCCCUGCAGAAAAUGGGUGAAUUGCCCUUAGAUAUCAAGAUCCAGGAACCUCGCUGGGACCAAAGCACAUUCCUGGGCAGAGCCCGGCACUUCUUCACUGUUACGGAUCCCCGAAAUCUGCUGCUGUCUGGGGCUCAGCUGGAAGCUUCUCGGAAUAUUGUGCAGAACUACAGGGCUGGUGUGGUGACCUCGGGGCUUACAGAGGACCAGCUGUGGAGGGCCAAGUAUGUGUAUGACUCCGCCUUCCAUCCAGACACCGGAGAAAAGGUGGUCUUGAUUGGCCGCAUGUCAGCCCAGGUCCCCAUGAACAUGACCAUCACUGGCUGCAUGCUCACCUUCUACAGGAAGACCCCAACUGUGGUGUUCUGGCAGUGGGUGAAUCAGUCCUUCAAUGCCAUCGUUAACUACUCCAACCGCAGUGGCGAUGCUCCCAUCACUGUGGGGCAGCUGGGAACAGCCUAUGUGAGUGCCACCACAGGAGCUGUGGCCACAGCUCUUGGACUCAAAUCCCUCACCAAGCACCUGCCCCCCUUGGUGGGCAGAUUUGUGCCCUUUGCAGCUGUAGCAGCUGCCAACUGCAUCAACAUCCCCUUGAUGAGGCAGAGGGAGUUACAGGUGGGCAUCCCAGUGACUGAUGAGGCAGGUCAGAGGCUUGGCCACUCCGUGACUGCAGCCAAGCAAGGAAUCUUCCAGGUGGUGAUAUCAAGAAUCUGCAUGGCGAUUCCUGCCAUGGCCAUUCCUCCACUGAUCAUGGACACCCUGGAGAAGAAAGACUUCCUGAAGCGCCGCCCCUGGCUCGGGGCACCCCUGCAGGUGGGACUGGUGGGCUUCUGCCUGGUAUUUGCCACUCCUCUGUGCUGUGCCCUGUUUCCCCAGAGGAGCUCCAUACACGUGAGCAGGCUGGAGCCAGAGCUACGAGCUCAGAUCCACGAGCAAAACUCCAGCAUCGAAGUGGUUUACUACAACAAAGGGCUUUGAGGGAGGGUUAGCCUCUGUCCCCUCCCUCAUCUUGGGGAGCUGCUUUACUGGAGCCUUAUCAUCCCUGCCACUUGCCUACCUGACUAAUACCUAGCAGGGCUCUUGUAGGCAGGCAGCCAUUGGGCCAGCAAUUGACAGGGUCAUAUAAUCCCUCUCUCCUGUGUUUGAAUGUCCGCAGUAUACAUAUGUGCUAAAUCUGUGUGUAUGUACAUUGCAUAUGUGCUCCUGAAAGCUAGGAGUACAUGCUGGCCUGGGUUGUUCUGCUAUUGGGCUUCCC